AUGAAGGACUCUGUAUAUGGUGCCGUCUUCAGCCUGCGACGUGAUUCAUCCGAUCUGUUACCAGCCUCAUACCACUACUACGAACAGGCAAUCGGCGGCCGGAGACGUCGCAGAGUCGAAGACCCUUCAAAGGAUGUGGCCGCCUUCUUGAACACGGAGUUAUCGCUGCAGCAGCUGGAGGGGAUAGACAAGCAUCUUUGGCUAGCAGGCGCCAAACGCCCUCCCACGCAACUGCAUUUGCAAGUCGCCAUCGGUCGCAACAUCGUCCUUGCAGACCGUAUGGACCUGCAUCUCCUAUGGAGCCCCGAUGGGAAGCUCUUUGUGAAGCCUCUCUCGAGGUUCCUCCUCAGUCCCGACUUUUGGCAAAAUCAUCUCACCUGUCCCGACUUUUGCUCGUGCAGCGACCGCUUUGGGAGCGGCAUGAGCAUGGAAUCUCAGCCGACUGUAGAGUCGAGACAUCCUCCUUCUCCCAACACCAUGUGCAAGGAACCCCUGCGAAAAGUCGCUCGCGGGUUCCUGUACACAUAUGCCUGCCUCGUCUCUACAGAAAGCGACUUUAUGAUUGCCAUUGAAAAGCGUCUCCUGCCAAGAGAAACGGACGAUGCACCCAUCAGAUGGGCACAAUGGCAGCGUUUCGUGAGAGAAAUCCUUGCUCAGCAUGAUUCAACCACCGUCCAUCCUCGCUUCAUCCGAGCAGAGCUUCGCUUGUCCCGCAUCAACGCCAUUCAUCGGACGAAGCAGUUUCUCUUUUCUGAAGCGUACUUUGGCGGAUGGAACAAUUACAGCAGCUUCUUCCGCGAUAAUCUCGCGUGGAUUGCUGCGAUAACAGCAUAUCUGGUUUUGAUCUUGACUGCGAUGCAGGUGGGCCUUGCGACGGAGCGGCUUCAGGCAAAUACUGCCUUUCAACAAGCUUCGUAUGCUUUCACGCUGCUUGCCAUUCUGGGGCCUGUGUGCAUGGUUAGCUUGGUGGUGUUGCGGGCUUUGAUUGAGCUUACAAAAGACUUGCGGGUGAUAUUCAAGCAAGAGAAGAAACAUGACAAUGCAUCUACAGCUUAG
Molecule: messenger RNA, 1056 nt
Organism: Trichoderma citrinoviride
Lineage: Eukaryota; Fungi; Ascomycota; Sordariomycetes; Hypocreales; Hypocreaceae
Exons: 3
Coding region: 1-1056 (351 amino acids)
Source: RefSeq, a predicted model, not a curated record